AACUCAAUGAGGGGAGCAGAGCAGAAGAGGCUGUGACGCACGGACCGGGCUGACGCAAAGAUGUCGGCUCACGAUCAGCUGGUGUUGUAUUUGUGUGAAAUAACGAGGUUGCUGUGGAAGUUGAUGCUCCCGCUGCUGCUUCUGUGCAUGCUGCUGGUCGCUGUCCUGGUCCUACUGGUGCUGGCCGUCCGCCACUGGCUGCAGAGCACCAGGAAUGCUCGCCGGGCGCGGGAAGGUCGUCCCACAGUGGCAUUUUUCCACCCUUACUGCAACGCUGGUGGUGGGGGAGAGAGGGUGCUCUGGUGUGCUAUCAGGGCUCUACAAAACAGGUACGUGGACAUCAACUUUGUGGUGUACACUGGGGACCUGGGCGUGACCGGCCAGCAGAUCCUGGAGGGAGCCCGUCAGCGCUUCAACAUCGUGCUGCCGCGGCCGGUCCGGUUCGUCUUCCUGCAGCACCGGGUCCUGGUGGAGCCCGGUCUGUUUCCACAAUUCACCCUGCUGGGACAGAGCGUGGGGUCCGUCUUCUUGGGAUGGGAGGCCCUGACCGAACUGGUCCCGGACCUUUACAUCGACUCCAUGGGUUACGCCUUCACCCUGCCGCUGUUUCGCUACCUGGGAGGCUGCAGCGUUGGGAGCUACGUUCACUAUCCCACCAUCAGCACUGACAUGCUGUCUGUGGUGAGGGAGAGGAACCCAAGGUUCAACAACCCAGACUUCAUCUCAAACAGUCUGUUCCUGAGCGCCUUUAAGUUGGUCUAUUACUGCCUCUUCGCCGUUCUCUACGGGAUGGCCGGCUCCUGCAGCGACGUCAUCAUGGUCAACUCCUCCUGGACCCUCGAUCACAUCCUGUCUCUGUGGCGCUCCCCAAACCGCACCAGCGUGGUGUACCCGCCCUGCGACGUCAGCGCCUUCCUGGACAUCCCGCUGGAGGAGGACGGGGACAGGAAGUGCCACUCCAUCAUUUCCGUCGGCCAGUUCAGGCCAGAGAAGGAUCACCGGCUGCAGAUCAGGGCCUUCAAGAAGGUUUUGGAUAGAAGGAGGGAGAGGUCGGGCGUCAGGGAGGGGUUGAAGCUCGUUUUGAUAGGCGGAUGCAGGAACCAGGAAGAUGAAGACAGAGUUCUCAUGCUUCGGGGACUUUGCCAGGAGCUGGGCGUCGCAGACAGGGUGGAAUUUAAACUAAACGUAUCUUUUGAGGAGCUGAAGAGGCAGAUGAGCAAAGCCACCAUUGGGCUGCACACCAUGUGGAACGAACACUUCGGAAUAGGUGUUGUGGAGUGCAUGGCAGCAGGAAAGGUCAUCGUGGCUCACAAGUCGGGGGGUCCGAAGCUGGACAUCGUCAGACCUUUCGACGGAGGUCAAACCGGAUUCCUGGCAGAAGAUGAGGACAGUUACGCAGGAGCCAUAGAGAAGAUCCUGGCUCUGCCGCCUGACAGCCGCCUGCAGAUCAGACACAACGCACGCCAGUCGGUGGCACGCUUCUCGGAUCAGGAGUUUGAAGCCUGCUUCCUGGAAGCCAUGGAGCCUCUGAUGGGAACACUGGAGCGAUGACCAGCUUUCGAUGUCCCAGCUGAGGCAUCUUCACCUUAAUGCACUCGUGGCUUCAUGCAGGACUGGUGUCAAACACGGUUAAAUCACUUGUCUCAUGUAGAAAACACGUCUUGAAUUGAAACCAUUUUGUUACAGUGAGGUAUUUAGGUGCAUAAGGAGCUGCAGUGUGAUGUUGGACGUUUUUGUCUAUAGUGUACAUUUUGUAAAAUUCUCAGCGGGAACAAAUUACCCUUGAUUUAAAACCUGAAAAUAGAGGGUUCAAGUAACUGUUUACAAAAAAUAUUUCUGUCUAUUAACAUUAAAUGUGAAUAAAACAAAGAUAUCGUGUGCAUUAGGAUUUUAUAUUCAUGUAUCAGUUUAAAAGGAGAUGUUGAAGUGUAAUAAAUGCACUGGAAUUAGCUUUAGUAUGUUUAGUUUUGUCUUUUUGUGCCCUGUCUAUUUUAAAUUGAGUACAUCGUAGAAAAAAAAAAUCCAAGGUUUCUGUAAAACAAUAAAACAAUUUACACAGUUUUUUUGAUUAUAAAGUAGCAGUCUCUCUGAAUGGUUUGUUCUUUCUGGAAAGAAGUUAAUCUUUCACAAGAUUAUAUACUUUUUACAUUCUCCAGCCUUUGUUGGGACUCUGAACUCUCUAAUCAUAUAACCCAGACACAGACUUAAAGAGGAACGGCAAAAGCAAUUGAGGUGGAUAAGCAUUGCUUGGUGACACUUAUGGUGUCAUCCAGGACGUUACUAGGAUAUAUCGUCUCGGCUUCCCGAUUUGAACCAUUAGCAUGUCGUCCAGCAACAGUCUUCAGUCGGAGGCCUCUACAGAUUUGUUGCAAGAUUGACUGUUACUGGAGAUCUUUCCUGCCUACUGUCUUACCAUCAGCAAUUCUGGACAUUUGGAUAAUAUAGCAUUUAAUUUUGCUUUGGAAAAAAUAAAAUAUCCUGCAGAAACAA
Xiphophorus hellerii (green swordtail) is the source of this 2490-nucleotide messenger RNA. It is a transcript of the gene alg11, whose product is annotated as ALG11 alpha-1,2-mannosyltransferase. Gene Ontology annotation, molecular function: GDP-Man:Man(3)GlcNAc(2)-PP-Dol alpha-1,2-mannosyltransferase activity. The record is from RefSeq and is a predicted model, not a curated record. The transcript is spliced from 5 exons. Gene Ontology annotation, biological process: protein N-linked glycosylation; dolichol-linked oligosaccharide biosynthetic process. Gene Ontology annotation, cellular component: endoplasmic reticulum membrane. Bases 61 to 1551 code for a protein of 496 amino acids. NCBI's taxonomy places the organism in Eukaryota, Metazoa, Chordata, Actinopteri, Cyprinodontiformes, Poeciliidae.